Messenger RNA from Boeremia exigua, 1681 nucleotides. RefSeq lists its product as uncharacterized. The record is from RefSeq and is a predicted model, not a curated record. The transcript has 2 exons. NCBI's taxonomy places the organism in Eukaryota, Fungi, Ascomycota, Dothideomycetes, Pleosporales, Didymellaceae. Bases 384 to 1574 code for a protein of 396 amino acids.
UCAAGCUGUCACCUUGUGUUGCCUCGCCUCCCAAUAUCGUUGUUCUUAUAUCGUGCGUCACCGAGGGAAACUGCAAUAGCGACACGUGCCGGCCUCCAAUGACAUGACAGCACGUCCUUCUCACGCUCAGUCACAAUCGGCGUAUUGUCUUUCUAUCCGGAGGAUUGCGGAAAAUAAAGCUGGAUUGCUCAGUAUGCUGCAUUCGUCAUCUGUCACUUACAACCCGCUGACCAAAACACGGCCAGUGGCAGCAUCGUUUCUAGGCAUUGAGUUAAAUAUAUCCCCGAAGACACGAUCGCGCCAGACACGACCACCGGCAAUUACGCGCUCAGCAUUGCACAGCUUCCGUACUACUUCGCCUCACUACUAAUAACAUCAUCAUCAUGGACUUGGUUACGGCAGACGACACGCUCCCUUCUCCACCGUCAUCACCUGACGGGAAGCCGUCAUUGAAAAUGUCACGGAAACAAAAGGAUUCACUUGGAAAUGGCUUGAAGCCAACCGUACCAGCCCCAUGGGCCGAUAACACCCACGAUUUCAGCAUGAUGGUAGUUCGUGCCACACUUCGAGACAUACAUGAGAAGCCAGACGGACUUGUGAAAAGCUACAACUGGUAUCCAGAUUCAGUUACCAUUGACUCUCUAUUCCCACCUGGUAUACCACUCACAGCCAAGGAAAUCUGUGUCUACUAUCCGCAUCAUAUUCGUUGGCAGGACGUUAUGAUACGCCUUUCACAGAACGAUUACCGCGGACCUGAUAUACUUGGUAUUCAAGCGUUUUUCCGUGGCAAUCCCCAGAAUCACAUGUUACCUGCAGCCUUGAAUCAGAUUCAGCGCGACGCCGUGCAGCGCCUCUUACCAGCUUUCAGAACGGCUGGCUAUGAAGGCGAGGGAGACACAGAUACGUACACCGAUCACCUGAAGCCAGGCACGUAUCUCGAGAAGAAGUCUAAAGGCUAUGUCGUGCCAAAGUUUGAUGACCUGCUCCGCGGCUUGUCGUCCCUGCCUUACGGAGAGGAUACGCGAGAGCUCACCCAGUGUCUCUUGUGGUAUUCCGGCAUCCGUAGCACUUUCGAACCAAGAUUGGAGCUCAAUGUGCUGCACGCACAAGCUCUGAUCCGUGCUUUGAGACAGCCACUGGAGCAUCCUACUUCGCAGAACCUAAAUCGGCUGGCACUCGACCAAUGGCGAAAGGACGGAAAAUUCCCAAAGGUCAGCUUCACGGCUGCUUCAGAAGGCUUUGAAGACAAAACACAGAAGGAGUAUGGCAAGGAACAGCGUCUGCAGCCACGAACACGGGCUGUCUUCAACAUCGACGCCGGUCUUGUGGACCUGAAGAUGGAGAUCCAAAUUCCUAUUCGUCACGUUUUGACCUUCCCUUUCAUUGCGCUUCAUAGCGUCGUUGCAGACGCAUUCCAACUGGGCAUCAAUAAUGCCAUACGCCGAAGCACAGCCCGCGCUGAUUGUGAGAAGACGAAGCGCGAAGAUGCACCGCAACAUUUACUAAAGCGCUUGAACAAAGGUCGACCUGACCAUUCUUUCUCAUCGAACCAGGUACAGACGCCAAAACGCUGACGAAUGAUGGUUGAUGAUGAUGUCAGUGCCACAACGGUGCAGCCUCCAAAACAGCCUACAGCGUCACCUAUCACCCCGCGCAAGUCGAGAACCAUUCCCUUCAACUA